Messenger RNA from Asterias rubens (European starfish), 2223 nucleotides. RefSeq names its product nuclear receptor-binding protein-like. The record is from RefSeq and is a predicted model, not a curated record. Gene Ontology annotation, molecular function: protein serine/threonine kinase activity; ATP binding. The transcript has 14 exons. The coding region runs from base 400 to 1902 and encodes 500 amino acids. Gene Ontology annotation, biological process: intracellular signal transduction; protein phosphorylation; endoplasmic reticulum to Golgi vesicle-mediated transport. Gene Ontology annotation, cellular component: endomembrane system; cytoplasm. Lineage: Eukaryota; Metazoa; Echinodermata; Asteroidea; Forcipulatida; Asteriidae.
GCCUUUCUUUUUUCCUGUUAUUCAGUAUCCAUCAGCUUUUUUUACAAGAAACUGCAUUUUAAAUAGUUCUAGUGUUUGGAUGGAAGUUUUUAUAGCGAGAUAUUGAAAUUGACUUGUCCGAGACUGCACAGCAAAUUGAAUAUGACAAGAUAACGACUGCAAGAAGACUACGUUAACACGGGUCAAGUGUGAACAAAAUUUGUCAGUGUCGCCGGUUUCCGGCAUCCUGUGUCGACGUUUCUCGUAGAAAAGCGUAUGUCUCGUGGCCGAUGUGGGUACCAGUUUCGCACACCACGGCACGAAUAGUGUAUUGUGUUGUUCGGAUCUAGACUAUGCCCGCUCAUUAUUGUGUUAGAAUAACGGAUUUUCGCCAGUUUUUUACUCAAAAUCUGGUCGAAAAUGCCUACAAAUGGGGCUGCAGACGAGCGGGCAGAAGAUCUACAUGACAGUUGUGAUGAGAGCGAGGACGAGCAAGAAAUUCUAGAGGAAAGUCCGUGUGGAAGAUGGCAGAAACGGAGAGUAAAGGUAACUCAGCGAGAUGUACCAGGCAUCGAUGUGGCCUACUUGGCCAUGGACACAGAGGAUGGGGUCGAGGUGGUCUGGAAUGAAGUGCAAUUUUCAGCUCGGAGAGUCUUCAAGGAACAGGAGGAGAAAAUCCGUGUCAAAUUUGACAAUCUGAUUGGUCUGGAGCACUGCAACAUCGUCAAGUUUCAUAAAUACUGGGCGGAUAUCAGAACAGAAGUCAAGCCAAGGGUUAUUUUUAUCACAGAGUACAUGUCCUCGGGGUCGCUACGACAAUUCCUAAAACGAAUCAAGAAAGACAAACGAAAUAUACAAGAGAAGUCGUGGAAGAGAUGGUGCACACAAAUACUCUCAGCAUUAAGUUAUCUCCACACGUGCGAUCCGCCCAUAAUCCACGGUAACCUCACCACGGAUACCAUCUUCAUUCAACACAAUGGUCUCAUCAAGAUCGGCUCAGUCGCUCCAGAUGCCAUUCACAACCAUGUGAAGACAUACCGGGAAGAACAGAGAAAUAUGCAUUACAUUGCACCAGAGUAUGGAGAAGCUCAAGAUCUCUUGACGACCGGCGUAGACAUCUACGCCUUUGGAAUCUGUGCAUUAGAAAUGGCGGUUUUAGAGAUACAGACCAACGGAGAUAAUAAACAUAUAUCACGGGAGGCCAUCGAGAAAUCCAUUGACCAACUAGAAGACCCACUCCAAAGAGAUUUCAUCCGUAAGUGUGUCGGACCCGUUCCCCAGCGGCCGCUGGCAAGAGAGCUCCUAUUCCACAAUGUGCUGUUUGAAGUCCACUCCCUCAAGCUUCUAUCAGCUCAUUGCUACGUCCAAAACGAAAAUGUAUUAGACCAUGCAGACAACACACUCAUAGAGAGACUAUCACCAGAAACAGUAAUAGCAAGUAUAGAACAUCCGGACGGUGUAGAAAAUGUGCAAUGGAAAGUAUCCCAGGUUCCAGCCCUUGAGAUCGAGAAGUUUAUCGAGGAAGUCAAAAACGGCGUCUAUCCUUUAACGGCGUACGCGCUGCCAGAGCAUCCAGCCAAGACACGCCCUCAGACGCCAGAGACGGCGGAGUCAGUGAAGAGCACUACCCCUGAACCAGUAGAGGUGGAGAGUAGGGCUAUCUUAAGGAUGCAGUGUGAAACCAAGGAGGAGGAAGAAGGCAAAGUUAAAUUGGAGUUACUACUACGGAUGGAUGAUAAAAUGAACCGGCAGCUGAGCUGUGAAAUUGGAUUAGAGGACAGCCCAUGGGGUCUGGCAAACGAGCUGGUAGAAUAUGGUUUCAUCAAUGAUACCGAUAGGAUACGAGUUGCCGCCCUUAUAGAAGAGAAGCUAAACAUCCCAACCAACCAGUCCAGCGGACUUCCAGUCAGUGUCAACUCGUAGCAAGAACUCAACCCUCCAACAUUGGGAAAGCAGAGUGUGAUCAAUGCAAUUGAAAAUGCGUCCCGUCGCCACGCGUACGGUGGCACGUUUUUUGUACAUGUUUAGAUGAUAGCGUCACAGUAGUUGUACAAUUGUCCAAGGUUUCUUAAUAACUCUACUCAGUAGAUGUGAAACAAUAAGAAGAAUGUUUUAAUUCUGACGUUGUUAAGAAUUUACACAAGGAAUUUCUUUACUCUAUCUUAAUCCAACAGCACAUGAUAACCUAACCAGGCAUGAUAUUCUUCCUACUUAAAGGCAGUGGACACUAUUGGGAAUUACUCA